Messenger RNA from Vitis vinifera (wine grape), 1426 nucleotides. RefSeq names its product protein RER1B. NCBI's taxonomy places the organism in Eukaryota, Viridiplantae, Streptophyta, Magnoliopsida, Vitales, Vitaceae. Gene Ontology annotation, biological process: protein retention in ER lumen; retrograde vesicle-mediated transport, Golgi to endoplasmic reticulum. Bases 551 to 1135 code for a protein of 194 amino acids. The record is from RefSeq and is a predicted model, not a curated record. Gene Ontology annotation, cellular component: Golgi membrane. The transcript has 4 exons.
CGUGUAGCGGUGGUACAAGAUGGGAGGAGCGACCUUGAGUGGAUGUUCAAGUGUUCCUUGAUUCCGAUCCUAACCUUGAGAAACAAACCCAUUUUCCAGACUUGAUUGCUUUUAGUUUGAUUCUUCAAUCCUCAAACUUUCUAUCCCUCCAUUAUUAUCCAGGGGUUUAUCUGUGUUUUAAGGAGAGCCCUGCAAUUCAAGAUUUGAGUUUCGUGGGACCAAGAAACAGGUAAGCGGAAUAGAUGUGUGUGGCUUGAUUUGAUAGUGUCACGGUCGAUGAAAAUUUUAACAGCAGGACUUAUGGUUCCUUUCUUUUUGCUCGUAUUUUCUUGGCAACCGAACGAACAGAAACGUUUCUCUUCUCUGGGGAUGUUUCUGGGUUGUGUUUCUUGAUUGACCCUUUUCUUCUCGUCUCUUUCUUCUUCCUUACGUUUCUGCCUUUUGUUUCUUGCCCUAGUUUGUAUCAAUGCGUCACUCUUUAUUGUUAUUGUUGUUAUAAAUGGGUUUUUGAUGGAACUUGUCAGAAAAUCAGAGUGAAAUCUCACUUCACAUGGAGGAAAACGGAGGCGAUUUCGCCUUGGCUGCGGCGCCGCUGGCCAAAUGGAAGAGCGACUUUUCGAGGGCUUUUCAGUACUAUUUGGAUAGAUCUGCACCACAUAUAGCUGAGAGGUGGCUAGGAACACUAGUGGCAGCAUCAAUUUACUUUUUGCGAGUUUACUAUGUUCAAGGGUUUUAUGUGAUCUCCUAUGGGUUGGGAAUCUAUGUUUUGAAUCUCUUGAUCGGCUUUCUGUCGCCCAAGGUUGAUCCUGAACUGGAGGCUUUGGAUGGGGCUUCGCUGCCCACGAAAGAUUCCGACGAGUUUAAGCCUUUCGUUAGACGCCUCCCUGAAUUUAAGUUCUGGUAUUCCAUUACCAAGGCUUUUGUUGUUGCAUUCGGAUUGACCUUCUUCUCUAUGUUGGAUGUACCUGUUUUCUGGCCCAUAUUGUUAUGCUACUGGAUAUUUCUGUUUGUCCUCACGAUGAAGCGUCAAAUUCUACACAUGAUCAAAUACAAAUACGUCCCAUUUGACAUGGGAAAGAUGAGGUACACUGGGAAGAAGCCUUCUGCAAGUGGCAGCCGGUUAGCUAGAGACUGAACUGAAGCUGCGCAUUUCCAUUCUCCAACGGACCCUGGGAAUGGAGCUCAAGUUUUUAACUGCUUUUAGCGUUUUGAUGUUGGGUCCUUCACAUUGUAAUGGGUUUCCUCCCAAACUCUAUUAAGGGUUCAGAUUCUGGAAAGUUUUGCUUCUCUCCGGUGCUGAGGUUCAUCUUUAUGGUUUCAUGGACUAUCAAUCAAUGUCAGUCGGCCAGAAGUGAAGCUUGAUUGUGCAUACCUAUAGGAUGAAUAUUCUAUUUUCAUAUGAUAUUACAGCAAAAACUCCCUUCAA